Messenger RNA from Cetraspora pellucida, 212 nucleotides. The record is from the annotation of a GenBank genome assembly. NCBI's taxonomy places the organism in Eukaryota, Fungi, Glomeromycota, Glomeromycetes, Diversisporales, Gigasporaceae.
AUGGCCGGUCAUGCUUCUAAAUCUGGAAAAUCUAGCAAAUAUUCGAUCGGAAUUUAUGAAAACAGUCGUAAUUGGCUAGAUAUAAAAAUUACGGAUAAUAAUUUUAUCAAAUCAAAAUGGAGUCGUUCAUAUACUCCAAUAAAAAUAAUUACUAUUGUAACAUCUGAAGCGCGUUUAGUUGAAGACGCAAUGAGAAAAUUAGAUGCAAAACA